Messenger RNA from Alternaria postmessia, 1728 nucleotides. RefSeq lists its product as uncharacterized. The transcript is spliced from 4 exons. Gene Ontology annotation, molecular function: flavin adenine dinucleotide binding; oxidoreductase activity, acting on CH-OH group of donors. The record is from RefSeq and is a predicted model, not a curated record. NCBI's taxonomy places the organism in Eukaryota, Fungi, Ascomycota, Dothideomycetes, Pleosporales, Pleosporaceae. The coding region runs from base 1 to 1728 and encodes 575 amino acids.
AUGUUUGGACACAGCCCACGAUACGACUACAUCAUCGUUGGUGGUGGAACAUCAGGCCUUGUUGUUGCAAACCGUCUUUCCGAAGACUACAACGUCUCAGUAGCAGUCAUUGAGGCUGGAGGCGUUGAGCUAUACAACUCCAACAUAACCGACACUUCGAAAUAUGGAAACGCGUUUAGCACCUCGGUCGACUGGCAGUACGAAAGCGUUCCUCAGACCUUUGCUGGAAACGCCUCGCAAGUUUUGCGCGCAGGCAAGGCACUUGGAGGAACAAGUAACAUCAACGGAAUGACAUAUUUACGAGCUGAAGCUGCACAAAUCGAUGCAUGGCAACAGAUCGGAAACGCAGGCUGGGAUUGGGAGAGCUUGAUGCCAUACUACAAGAAGAGCGAGUACAUUCAAGAGCCAAGCGAAUCUCAGCUCCUCCGUGGAGCCUCGAUUGACCCCGAGACCCAUGGUACCACUGGUCCCUUGGCCGUUGGAUGGACUAACAACAUGAUGGGUGAGGAGGUCAUGUCUUCGAUCAAUCAGACUUUCGAUGCUCUGGGUGUUCCCUUCAACGAGGAGCCCAACGCAGGGAACAUGCGAGGACUUACAGUCUUUCCUAAGACCAUUGAACGAGCGGAGAAUGUCCGAGAAGAUGCUGGACGCGCUUAUUAUUGGCCAGUGUCGAAGCGGCCCAAUCUUGACAUCUAUCUCGAAUCCUUCGUCGAAAAGAUGAUAUGGCAUCCAGAAUCAGAGCAUCGAGACGCUAAACGAACCGCAAGUGGAGUUGUCUUCUCAGGGCUCAAUGGUACGAGGACCACAAUACUCGCCAAUCGCGAAGUCAUACUUUCGGCAGGAAGUCUCAGAUCGCCGCUGCUUCUGGAGCAGUCGGGCGUUGGUAACCCAUCCAUUCUUCAAGAGCACAACAUUGACGUUGUCGUCGACCUUCCAUUCGUUGGCGAGAACUUGCAAGACCAAACCACCACCGACAUGUUCUACACCAACAACAACAGCACCAACUUCACUGGACUCGCCGGUUAUGCAGCCUACUUCAACGUGGACGACGUUUUCGAAUCCGAUCUUGCUGCUUUCAACGCAAGCGUCGCAAGCGCUCUCAAGCAGUACGCCGACAGGACCGCCAACGCCAGCGGCAUCAUCGACAGCUCCGUGACCGAGAAGCUCCGCAUCCAGUACGACCUCAUCUUCAAGAACAAGAUUCCCAUUUCCGAAAUCAUUGUCUCGCCCGCAGCGACUGGGCCCAUUACUAUCGAGUACUGGGGCCUUUUGCCCUUUUCGCGCGGCAGUAUCCAUAUCAACUCUACCAAUGCAUCUGCGCCGGCGAAUAUCAACCCAAACUACUUCAUGCUGGACUACGAUAUCCGGCAGCAGAUUGCGACGGCAAAGAUGGCGCGCAAGUUUGCCAACACAGCGCCUUUUUCCAACGCACUCUCUAGCGAGACGACUCCCGGCCUCGACGUCGUACCCACCAACGCGUCCGACGCCGUUUGGGAGAAGUGGCUGAAAUCGACGUAUCGCUCCAACUUCCAUUACAUCUCGACGGCUGCCAUGAUGCCGCGUGAGCUUGGGGGCGUGGUAGACUCCAACCUCACUGUCUAUGGUACCAGCAAUGUUCGCGUCGUUGAUGCUUCUGUUGUUCCGUUCCAGAUCUGUGGUCACCUGACAUCGACGCUGUAUGCUAUUGCCGAGAAAGCAGCAGACAUGAUCAAGGCUCGGUAUGAGUAG